Molecule: messenger RNA, 3611 nt
Organism: Sphaerulina musiva SO2202
Lineage: Eukaryota; Fungi; Ascomycota; Dothideomycetes; Mycosphaerellales; Mycosphaerellaceae
Product: NAD(P)-binding protein
Exons: 6
Coding region: 613-1689 (358 amino acids)
Molecular function (GO): oxidoreductase activity, acting on the CH-OH group of donors, NAD or NADP as acceptor
Source: RefSeq, a predicted model, not a curated record
CGACCGUUAGGCACGCACGCUAUCCUGCAGCAGGCACAGAGAGCCCUCCGCCGACGCCAACCUCGAACCAGGGUUCCCACCGACCAUGACGAGCCCGCGCUGUCUGCGAAGCUCCAUCGGGUCCUCGUAGUGGGUCUAGAGGCGCCGCAUUGACGGCGAACCCACUUAUAUUUCGCGGCAUCGUCGUGGCGCGCGACAUGUGUUUGGACAGCAGCCUCGAGGCCGUCGUGGUCUCCAACUAUCAUAAGCAGAGGCCUUCGCACCCUGAAGACGCGUUGAGUCUCAGCGAGGUCAUUGUGAGGUGUUGGCGACGGUUCUGUUGAUUCCUCCGUGCUCUCGGACGCGCCGCUCCUCCUUCUUUGGGUUCCAAACGGUCGCGCGUGCUUGCUUCCUGCCUGCUUCACUUGCUGCCUCACUUGCUGCCUUCGCACUUUCUUUAAAAGCCCGUCUCCCCUCCAAGAAAUUCCUCUCUUCUACAUCAACCUCCAAACUCCUUCCUCUCUCCCUUCCGCUCAUCAGCACCACUCCCACUCCCAUCCUUCAUCACUAAGAACACAAGCCUUCGCACACAUCACACAGCACAAGCACAUCCACCUGUUCCCAAGCCCCAUCAUGGCUCAACCCGUCGCCGCCAUGAUGAGCCGCGCCGCUCGCAGAGCUGCCAGCCGUCGUGCCGCUCGCCCACAGUUUCUCUCUCAAGUCCUCGGACCAUCCAUUGCACGUGCUUCAUUCAACUCAUCGGCCAAGGUUUUCGACCCUGAGGUGCCAGUCGUCUCUUACAGCAAGGGCGAGCGUCAGCAGUCCACUGUCCAGUUUGAGGCUGGUGCCAGCGGUCCAGUCAACCCGCCAGGUGCCGACGAUGUGAAGGUGGCCAUUCCACUCAAGCCCGAGAUCGCCAAGAACCUCACUCCCACGCUCAAGAAAUUCACUCUCGAGGGCAAGGUCGCCGUCGUGACCGGUGGAGCUCGUGGUCUGGGAUUCAACAUGGCUCAGGCCCUCGCAGAGGUUGGUGUCCGUGGUCUUGCCAUCAUGGAUGUCCAGCCCGAGCUCGGUGACGCCGCCGCCCGCGAGCUUAGUGAGCAGACGGGCAUCGACGUCCGCUUUUACCAGGUCGAUGUUCGCGACGCCGAGGCCGUGGGCCAGACAGUUCGUGACAUGGCCGAUCACUACGGCAGUCUCGACAUAUUGAUAAACGCAGCCGGCAUUGCUGACUCCAAUAUCAAGGCCGAGUUCUACGAGAUUGAGAAGUGGCGUCGUCUCAUUGAAAUCAACGUCAACGGCACCUUCGUGUCCACCCAAGCUGUUGCCCGUGAGAUGAUCCGUCUCGGCACUGGUGGCAGCAUCAUCAACAUCGCUUCCAUGUCUGGUAGCGUUGUCAACUACCCGCAAGAGCAAUCUUGUUACAAUGCGUCCAAGGCAGCUGUGGUGCAGAUGACGAAGUCUCUGGCUGCCGAGUGGGCCCGCUACAACAUUCGCGUUAACGCGAUCUCUCCUGGCUACAUGGACACGGCCCUCAACCGUGUUCCUGCCCUCGAGGCCCAGAAGCGCAUCUGGAUCGACCACACGCCGCAGAAGCGCCUCGGUUCUGUUGACGAUCUCAACAACCUGGCUGUGUACCUGGCUUCGGACGGCUCUGCCUUCAUGACCGGCAGCAACUGCCUCAUCGACGGUGGCUACACUCUGUGGUAGAUAGUGUCGCGUCGAUUCGUGCUUACACUCUUCCGUGUAAGAUGUAACAAUACAUGCUUUCAUUGCAUCGUAUGGCGUCUGGGAUGGAUGGCGUAUGGGCGCAAAGGCUGGUCUACGGACAGCUUCCGGGGGUUCACUGCAGGAGGGUCCUGAGCAUGUUCCCCUACGUUCAAGCGAGUUGGUGCACAGUCGCACUCGUGUGUUAGAUUAUGAACACAACCAGUCCUAAGCAGGAUGGUAAUGAGAUCAAUGCUGAACUCACUACGUACAGCAUAAGCUGCCUUCCACUUCUCCCUCGUAAAUGCAUACCUGCAAUCUACUGACAUUCCGAACCGCCCUACUGGGAGAGGUGCACGCCCGUCAAACUCACAGACCUCUCGAGAAGCUGCAACCCGAGCGAUGUACAAUACGACAACACUGAAGACUCCCACGCGCCGAUGCUGAGUGCCACAGUUUCGAUCUGCCACGAACGAUAUAUCUUUGCUUCCUUGAUCUGCUUGGGCUGAAGGCGGGCGAGGCAAGUAGAACAACACGAUUGCGAUGGUCCUACUGACGCUGCUCUGGACGUGUGCAGCUACAGCAUUGCGGCUCAAUGGACUUCACCCCAGCGCGAUCAACGACAAAUUUACGGUGAACAGGAUUCCCGCAAUCAGAUCCAAGGCAACCAGUAAAAGCAGCGAAUUGAAGGUCACGUCCAACGUGGUGGGCUUGACACAGAAGUAUGCGACGUCGCUCAGUUCCGUGUACGUUCAGGCCAUGAGAGGUGAGGCUGGAAUAGCUCGAGCUACGAAUGCCACCACGCCCUUGAUCUCGGCCAGCGGUGGUCAAGUGUUCCUCGCAAAUGUCACGGUCGGCGGCAAGCGCUAUUCGGUGGUCAUUGACACCGGUAGUAGCGAUCCCUGGCUCGCCCGGAUAGGCUACCAAUGUUACGAUCCGUACGACGACCGGCUGUUGCCUCAGUCCGAGUGUGGUUUCGCGGGUGCAUACGACCCGAGUCAAUCUACGACAUACACGGCAGUCCCCAACCAAAGCUUCAACAUCAGCUACGCCGACGGAGAGUAUCUGAAUGGAGGUGUAGGCAUCGAGUCAUUCAGCAUGGCGGGCAUCACCGUGCCGCGACAACAGUUCGGUACUGUCGACAUUGCCGCCUGGUAUGGCGACUAUGUCUCUACAGGGCUCAUCGGUUUCGCCGGACGCGCUCUCACAUCCGCAUAUGCAGGCUCCAAUACGAACGCAUAUUACAAUCCCUUGUUUGUGAACAUGUACGAGCAACAAAUCAUCCCGGCGGUCUUCAGCAUGGCCAUCGACAGAAACAUCUCCGUCGGUGGGGUGCUCGCGCUCGGUGGCAUCCCAGAUAUUCAACACUCGCCGUACUUUGCGACUACACCCAUCUCAGGGCUGAGUGUCAAUGCCCAAGAUCAAGCCGUGUACACGUUUUACACCAUUUACAUUGACGGCUACGCGUAUUCCGCCAAUCGGAGUACCCAAUUCAAUUCAUACGAUAACCCGAAUCCUUUCAAGACGCCUCUGGUAUACAACGGCUCCGACACGAUCAUCGACUCGGGUACUUCGCUGGCCUACAUUCCCGACGAAGUCAUGGUCGCCACUGCCGCACUAUACGAUCCUCCAGCGUACUACGAUGACAUCCAAGGCUCAUGGUUCGUGGCCUGCGAUUCCAAGGCACCCGUGUUUGGCGUGGGGGUGGGAAAGAAGAUAUUCUAUGUGAAUGCAUUAGAUCUGAUUGUCGAGGUUUACACCAAUAUCUGUGUGACGGGGAUUCAGUCGAAUGGAGGCGGCCUGAGUAUUUUGGGCGGCACGUGGAUGAAAAAUGUCUUGGCGGUGUUCGAUAUUGACGGGGGACAGAUGCAAUUUGCGGCCAGACAGUUUUAUGAUCUCUAUGCGAAGUGAAAAAGUCAGUCAGC